CUGAACCCGGAAAAUAAACCAAAAUGGCGGAACGUAAAAACAGCAACGAUGCUGGAGAGCAAACGCAUCCAGACGCAGAACCACCUAAAUUGUCAGACUUGCUGGACCGUGGCUGGAAGAUAUUUGAGGAGGUGGACAGUACAAAUGAACCCCUUGGCUCAAACAGUAUUCAGGUCAGAGUUAAACGCGGUGUUGAUGUUUUAGAAGAAGCGUCCAGAAUGGUCGCUCAGCUCGACCUCUUCAGCCGCAAUGAAGAGCUGGAGGAGAUAGCCACGGCAGACCUGAAGUAUCUGCUGCUGCCCGCCCUGUUAGGAGCUCUGAUUAUGAAGCAGACCAGCCGGGACAAACGACUGGAGAUAGUGCAAACAGCCCGGGAUUACUUCAUGGAUUUCUUGAGGAGAUGUAGAGAGUAUAACAUAUCACAGUUUAAACUGCCAAACCCGACGAAUGCAAAUACUAGUCCUGACAAUGCAUCAGAAAAUGGAAACUCCGAAGCCAAGUCUGUCCCCUGCUCAUCAGACCUGGUUAGCAUGGGAGCACAACGACAAGCGAAGAUUGAACGGUAUCGCCAGAAAAAGCUGCUGGAGGCCAGGUUGUCAGACAUGCGUAGAGCUGUGGACAGCGGGCAGGCUGAUGAUGAAGUGAGCAGAGAUUUUUACCUUCUGAAUGUCCAGAGAUGGAUCACCGUGUGCUUGGAGGAAAUAGAGAGCAUUGAUCAGGAGGUGGAGAUUCUCGGAAAGAUGGAUGUUCUGAGGCAGUGUCCUGUGAAGCAGCCAACUCGGCCUUCCCAUCAUCCCAUCAAACCUUUCAUCCUUACCAAGGAUGCUGUACAGGCUCAGGUAUUCGGGGCUGGUUAUCCUAGCCUACCCACCAUGACAGUAGAUGACUGGUAUGAGCAGCACAGAAAACAUGGAGCCCUGCCUGACCAGGGUAUACCUAGGAAGGUAGCUGCGAAGGAGGACACUGAUGUACAGGAGAUGGAAGAAGAAGAAAAGGAGAAAAAGGCUGAAAAUGAUGAUGAGGAGUCUCUGCUGAAAGCCAGAAACUGGGAUGACUGGAAAGACACUCACCGCAAAGGUUAUGGAAACCGCCAGAACAUGGGCUAAUUCAUCCCAACAAAAUAUGUGUCCAAACCAACCUACUUCUAUAUUAAAUUCUAUUCUAAUCAGCCCUCGAAGUGGAUGUUUGUCACAUUUCUAAUCCUUAAAAUUGUUGAGUUUCAGAAGGUCACCAAACCAAGAAAAAAUGCAGAGCACUGUCAAACAAACCUAUUCAUUGAUUAGUUAUUUUGCAGCUUGACACUGAACUGAUUUUCUCAUGUUUCAUUUGCUAUUGCCAUUUACAAUGUUGGAUUCAACAGUCCUCUGUGUUGUAAUGUUUAUGAGUCUCAUUAAAAAUGUGUAAUUUGGCUUGACUGAA
Amphiprion ocellaris (clown anemonefish) is the source of this 1419-nucleotide messenger RNA. RefSeq names its product immunoglobulin (CD79A) binding protein 1 (gene igbp1). The transcript is spliced from 3 exons. The coding region runs from base 24 to 1106 and encodes 360 amino acids. NCBI's taxonomy places the organism in Eukaryota, Metazoa, Chordata, Actinopteri, Pomacentridae. Gene Ontology annotation, cellular component: cytosol. Gene Ontology annotation, molecular function: protein phosphatase 2A binding. The record is from RefSeq and is a predicted model, not a curated record. Gene Ontology annotation, biological process: regulation of dephosphorylation; regulation of signal transduction.